AUGAGAUUCACACUGUCAUUAGUUGCUUGCCAUAUGAAGGCAAUGCCCUUGAAAGCCAUUAAAGAGCUUCCUGUCUUGAAGCAUUACUUCCAAGCCGUCGAAACUCUUCGGCAGUCUUGUCUCGAAUGGACGCUAUUCCAGAAUGGAUGUUUCUUGGACUACUGGGGCCACCCGCACAUCAAGUCUUACCUGCGCCCGUCUCCUUUUGGCAUUGAUAUCGCGGGCAAGGUAGCAGCCAUCCCAGGCGAUGGUGAUGCGCGCUUCACGGUGACAUAUUCUUUUGAUGUUGCCAAAUACGUGGUGGCAGCUCUGGACCUUGAUGAGUGGCCUGAAACCACGAGGAUUGCGGGUGAUGUCAUCACUUGGAAGGAAUUUGUCAACUUGGCCGAAAGCACCACGGGUGCAGGGUCAAAAUUCGAGGUUUUCUACGAUCCUAUCGAGAAACUCGAGAAGGGUGAAUUAACCGAACUGCCUUCGCAGGUUCCGUGUUACACUACAUUCCCCAAACCUCAGUUUCAGUGGUUCAUGUCUAUUUUCUCCAAGUGGACAGCUGAUGAAGAAAUCUGUUUCGUUCCAGGAGAACUCAACGCCAAGUUUCCUGAUAUACAGCCAAUGACUGUCAAAGCCAUGUUGAAGACAUAUUGGGGGGCGUGA
Molecule: messenger RNA, 654 nt
Organism: Fusarium vanettenii 77-13-4
Lineage: Eukaryota; Fungi; Ascomycota; Sordariomycetes; Hypocreales; Nectriaceae
Exons: 3
Coding region: 1-654 (217 amino acids)
Source: RefSeq, a predicted model, not a curated record